Molecule: messenger RNA, 2325 nt
Organism: Metarhizium acridum CQMa 102
Lineage: Eukaryota; Fungi; Ascomycota; Sordariomycetes; Hypocreales; Clavicipitaceae
Source: RefSeq, a predicted model, not a curated record
AUGUCUCUCCAGACAACGAUCCCCCCGGAAUGGGAAGAAGACAUUGGCGAGGUCGUCAAGACCAUCAAGCGAGAAUCUCUCGACCCCUUUGACAUUUUGCGACCUCCACACGAGAGCCCUCCUCUGCUCAUUGGCGUGGUUCGUGGGCCACUGGCGUCUGGCAAAACCAGAGUGCUUCCGCCAGCCAUCAAUGAGGCCCUGGUUCGAGAGCGAGCCGACACUCUGGUUGUGCAUUUAUCAACACAGCUCGAGAUCGGCUACCUCAAUGCCACAGAUGACGGCAGGCACCCGAAUGGAGGUUUCCCCAUCUACAGGGACUCGUACGACGGCUUCAUGAGGACUCUGCGUAUCAACUCGGAAACCAUGAGUGACGAGAUUGCCCCCGACGAGCGAGGACAUUCGUGGCUACAAGGCGGAAUCCUGCCACCAAAGGUGACGAUUCUGGUCGAGGAGGACAAGUCGCUAACCGCAGAGUUUUGCCUUUUACUCGUUGAGCUUCUGGGCUGGGCAGACGCCGCGGCUCGGGGCUCCCUUCCGCUGGCUUUUGAGGCCAUAUCCAUCUUCGUCAUUGGAUGUAGUGAUACUGACAGCGUCGUGUGGCCAUUUUUGGACAGCGCGGCGCAGGCGAUGCAGGCACCUCUCCCCGUACCCUCAUGGACACUGUGUCGUCCUCCAAGCCAGGGCCAAUACGUCGUCUCUGACCAAAACUUGGACGAAGAUCUGGGUCGUGUCGCCCAGCAAGUUUCCGGCUCAUUUUUCGUGGCCUCGGCAGCGCCACAGAAGCUUGCCGUGGUCUGUUUCCCGCCUUGGGAAAGAGCAGAAAGACUUCGAGGCCCAAAAAAGGACGUGCAAAAGAUUGACAGCUUCACGAUUCUGGAAGAUCUUGACCAUGUCUUUACGUCGGAUUACAGCCCGCCUGCUUUGAAGAUCAUCUGCCUGCCCCAUGGAUUCCGCGCCCCCGUGCAGCUCAAGGGCUUCAACCGCGUAGUCGUAUUCGGCAGUCCUCUGAUCGAGAAGCGAAUCACGGACGCCAGGACCGGACGAAUCGUCAUGGCACCCCUGCGCACCUCCAAAUACGAUGAGGUGGAAGAGGCAUCGUGGGCAUACCGAUCCGACUGCCCAGCCAACGCCGUGACGGUCUACAGGGGCACAGCCGAUCGACCGAUUGCGAAAAACGCGGAAAGGAGAACCAAGAUAAACGGCGAGCAUCAGGCCGGUUUCUUUGCGGCUCUCUCCAAUUCACAAUUCCGCUCGUCCUCGAUUGCCAGGUGCGCCGCCGAAAUGUUCUUCGUCUUCUCGGGUUUCCGCGAUGACUGCCUGAAGCAGCUGCGUCAAAUGCGAAUAUGCCGCGUGUCGCCGGGGUUCGAAUUUGGCGGCGGCGCAGAAAUUGGCGAUGCGGCGCGAAGCGCAUUUUACGAGCUUCUCCCCAUCUUUGAUUACGACCCGCGUCUUGCUCUCUUUGCGGCUCUGCCCAGUUCCGACCCCAAGGUGGCCGUCAUCAAGAUUCAGCUGGCCGCAUUGGUCAAGGUUGGCCUUGGUCAUAUCUUCAAGUUUCACGCCAAGUCUGAAGAUGUCAACACCAAAGCCAAGAGGGUCGAACUUCGGAGGCGACUAGCCAACGACUUGCGUGGCUACACAAGGCGCAUGGCUUCCCACGGGUCGCUGUGGACACUUUUGGCUCUCUGGAAAUCUGCAGCCAUCGAGUCUGGUUCCUUUGUGACGGACGACGCGGCCCUCGCGAGCAGUGGCUCUCUCCAGGUUGGUGAAGGGCUCGUCGGGAUUACCUUUCGGGAAUCGCGCCACGUCAUUGACCUGAUGUCGACAGUCUCACAGGUACUUGCUGCUCACCACGGCGUCCAGGCACAGCCCACCAAUUUUGACGAGGAGAAACAUGAAGAAUUCACCUUCCGUCACUAUGAAGAACUUCACAAGCAUCUCUUGCAAUGCUUUAUCCACAGCGCAGUUCUGGCUGCUCCAGCUCCAGAAGACGAGUCCGCCGGCGAGAGCCAACGCGCCGAAGAAAUGGACUUUUAUGACAUGCGCAGCUACAAGACUGUCUGUGGAAGCGUGUGGGUGUCAUUGGUCGACUUUGACUUUGUCGAGCGCAUCCAGAAACAAAAGUGUCCCCAACACAACGGCAAAUUGUUUGGGAUAUCUCUGGAAGCCCACAAACUGCCCGGAGAGCCCUUUAUCAGGGUCAUGGACUGGUUGUGGAUUCACCCGUCUCGAGUGGCGGAGUGGUUCAGAAUCGCUGGCAAUGGCCAAAGGGCACAAGAAACCUUUCAGCACGUCGCUGGACUUGGCGAGAACAUGGACGUGCUGUGA